GCGACGCAGAUAACCCAUAAAUGCGAACCGCUUAAGGAUGCAGUUGCGAAUCACAAAUUCGUGACAAAGCUUAUUGAUUCUAUACGCGUCGGCAAUGGGACAAAUAGUGCCGCUUACGAUAUACAACGUAACAUAGUUGGCCCAAGCACGACAAAGUUACCGUAUCAUCGUUACAAAAAAUUGAUGAAAUACCAAGCGGGGAAAGUCAAUCCCAAGGCACCCACGAGCUUGGAGGAGCUCUCCACAACUCUGGAAGAAGAGCGGUGGAAGAAAUUGUCGGAGUACAGCGGUAACCGUUCCGGACGAUUAGAGUCGAAGCUCAUCCGCGCUGCAAAUUCGGAUUCAACCACGAGUGAUAACGUAGUAUUCGCAGAUAAGGACUUCAUCGAGCUGGUGUUGAGAUGAGUUCAGAACGGGACUUUGGAAGGAUUCUGCGACGCCACUUUUAAGACGGUGCCAAGACGGAGCGGCGCAACGCAGCUAUUGGUAUUUCAGGUUGGACGAUUCAACCAUAGCGUAAUUCUUUUUUACGCUUUAAUGGAAAAGAAGACCACCGAAGCCUACGAAGCAAUCCUGAACUACGUAUUUUCGGAACUAGCCUGCGAUUUACGGGACAAACUCGGAAAAAUCCACUGCGAUUUCGAAAAGGCGGAGCAAAAUGCCUUUCGUAAGUUGCUGCCCCGAGUGAAGAUAGUCCCUUGUCUGUUCCACUUUGCCCAAGCCGUGUGGAGACAAUCUAAGAAAAAGGGAGUUUUCCACGGAUUGAGGAAAAAUAAAAAUUUGUCUCCUGAGGAAGAGCAAUUGAGACAGGAGCUGAAGGAGAUCAUUACAUUUUUUACUAAGUUACCUCAUCUACCCUCAGAAAUGAUCACGCAAGAUUUAAUUAUCUCAAUCGUGAAGUCGGCAAGUGAUGAGGCAUCAGCGAGGCUGAAGAGUUUCCGAGACUAUUUCGACAUCCAAUGGAUGAAAGACCCUUCAAUAUGGUCAGUCCAUGGGCAAUCGCACCGCACAAACAAUUUUGCGGAAUCCCGUAAUCGGGAUCUCAACGGAGCUAUAAAGAGCAAUCCCACACCUUGGCAAUUUAUCAGAAGUAUUGCCAUCUUCCAGACUGGCGUUAUGAAUGCUUUUGAUGAUAGGGUUGAACUCCCGAAGUGGCAUAAGGUUAAAGAUCCAGUGGAGAAUGCCAUAAAGUGGUUCAAUAAUGGGGGGCUACCACAACCGAUGGAUUUCCUAAGUGUGCUUGUUCAUGGCGAUAGUUUCAAACGAGACUACCAAUUUCAGCAGUUCGUGGUAGCAAAAGAUGAAUUAACAGACUCCUCGGACUCUGAUAGCAUGGAAGCGGUAGGCACACACUCCCCAGUUCUUUUCACUAAUGACGUCCGCAGAGGAUUGAUAAAUCAACCAGCAGUGAGGAUGCAAAGCAUUUUAAAGCCGAGAAUUUUGCAACACGUUAAUUGCCCACUGGCAAUUUCUUUGUACAUGACUUUAUUUGAUUUCCCAAUAACGAUUGAAAAUGCUCUGUAAAUUUUUGAAGGUAUGUUGAUAAGGAACAUGAACGCAUAGAGUCAUGUCAAAUGUAAUGGUAUAAGCAAUUACUUAUAACAUUGAAUAUUGUGGCUUUGAAAUUAUGAGCGUAAUGAUCAUAAUGUUCAAUUCAGCUGUUCUCACAGCAAUUAAACGCGUUGACGCUAAAAUUAUUUUUUUCUUGUUACGUUAGGAGUAAUUUGUUGAAUAAAAUCUGAGGUUGAAGUGGUAGAAAUGAUUAGGUCGAUGUAUCUCUUUCAUUGGUAAUGAGACGAUCUUGGAUAUGCCUGAUUAUUAAAGAAAUUGUCAAAAGACUGGUGUUUUUUUUUCUAUACCACCGUCAAAUCCAUGAAUAAUUGCAUAAUUCAUAAAGAUUUUAUAUUUUAAUUAAUUGGUUUCACCACUUCAUCGUUAAAUUUAUCAAAUUCUAAAUGUCAUUCAAGAAAUGAGCGAAAAGAUGAGUAAUCAUGUUCUAAAAACAAUAAAUUGACAUUAAUUUCUGAUGUUUAAAAUUGCAAAUGUACUAAUAAGCACCAUGUAAUUGCAAACGAUACAUUUGUCCAACCCUUUAGCUCCAAGAGAAAUAUGAUCAAAAGCUAAUCAAAUGAUACGUUUCUUAAUGUUUUUUUCUUACAAACACUUGUAGUUCUAUUUAAUUAAUUAAACUCAUUUACGAUUGAUUCAUAAAUAAUAACACGUACUCCAAUGCCAGUGACAUUACUUCAUAUUCAUAGAAUUAAAACAGAUCAGAACAAUCUUUGAUACGAGACGAAGUAAUCAUCAUUAUAGUUUUGAAGUAGUAAAGAUCUGUUAGGUUGGAAGACAAUUCGAUAGAUUUUCCCUCUCAGCGAUUUUCUCCAAAAUUCGUUUUUAUUCGCCAUUCAAUACAUUUCACAUAUUUACAUUCAUAUUAAUUAUUCAUGGACGGAGCAGGAAAUGCGUAUGUUGCUUAUAAUGCCACUGGGCGAACCUCACAUGUUUUCCUGGAGACAUGGAUGCAAUUUUAUUCAUCAAAACUGUAGUUUUAACUGUUUAAUAAUACAAAAAAAAAAAUUAAUAUACAAGUCCCUAUUCCUUUCAAUUUUUUGAAAAUUGAAAAACGAAAGUAAGGAGUAAUAACGACCAUCGUAUAGGCAUAAUUAAAUUUCCAAAUCAAAUACAGUGCUUUGGCAGAGUGGUUAAAAAAAAAAAUAAGUAAGUGGAUAAUAUCAUGGGCAUCAUA
Molecule: messenger RNA, 2746 nt
Organism: Diachasmimorpha longicaudata
Lineage: Eukaryota; Metazoa; Arthropoda; Insecta; Hymenoptera; Braconidae
Exons: 1
Coding region: 538-1524 (328 amino acids)
Source: RefSeq, a predicted model, not a curated record